Molecule: messenger RNA, 225 nt
Organism: Eimeria mitis
Lineage: Eukaryota; Apicomplexa; Conoidasida; Eucoccidiorida; Eimeriidae
Exons: 2
Coding region: 1-225 (74 amino acids)
Source: RefSeq, a predicted model, not a curated record
AUGCCUCUGAAGCAGCGGUUUCCUCUCCAGCAGCAGCAGCAGCAGCAGCAGCAGCAGCAGCAGCAGACGCAGCAGCAGACGCAGCAGCGGGGGAUUCUACCUCAGCAGCAGGAGUUGCUGAUUCGUCUGCAGCAGCAGAAGCAGCAGCAGCAGCAGCAUCUGAUUCUGCUGCAGCAGGGGAUAGAGGACCACGCCGAGCUGUCUAUACAGCCCGUUCUGUAUUAA